UGUUUAUAUAUUCCUCGUUUUGCACACAUGCUGGAGUUUGGGGAUAAGAACCACGAGGUAUCCAUGACGGCGCUCAGGCUGUUGCAGAGAAUGAAGCGGGACUGGAUGCACACCGGCCGCCGGCCCUCGGGGCUCUGCGGAGCAGCUCUGCUAGUGGCAGCAAGAAUGCAUGAUUUCCGACGCACUGUUAAAGAGGUCAUCAGGGUGGUCAAGGUUUGUGAGUCUACAUUAAGGAAAAGGUUGACAGAGUUUGAAGAUACACCAACAAGUCAGCUAACCAUAGAUGAGUUUAUGAAGAUUGACUUGGAAGAAGAAUGUGAUCCUCCUUCAUUUACAGCUGGUCAAAAAAAAUUGAAGAUACAGCAGCUCGAGAAGGCGUUAUCAAAAAAGCUGGAGGAUUUUGAAGGUGAAAUAUCGAGUUAUCAAGAUGAAAUAGAGAUUGAAUUAGAAAACAGUAGACCGAAAGCAAAAGGCGUAUUUGCAAAUUUCACUAAAGAUGAUUCUAUAGAAGAUAGCACCUCUAGCAUACUGAGAGAGGAGGAGGCAGAAGAUGAGGAACUGGAAGCAGCAGCUAAUCACUUAAACAAGGACUUUUAUAAUGAACUUCAUGAGAAGGAUAGAGUAAAAAGAAAUGAAGAUGGGGAAUGUAGAAAUGGAAAUGCAGCUUUUGUGAGACCGCCGGCACUGGAAUCCUUACUUGGCCCGCUCCCCACUGCAGCUAGUCUUGGCAUAACAGAGUCCAUAAAAGAGUGCAUCUCCACUAAGGACCAAGAGCCCGGUGAGAAUACGGGAGACGGUGAAUUAGAUCUGAGUGGGAUCGACGACAGUGAAAUAGAUCGGUAUAUACUUAACGAAACAGAAGCUCAGAUAAAAGCAGAGCUGUGGAUGAAAGAAAAUGCAGAUUAUUUGAAGGAACAAAAAGAAAAGGAAGCAAGAAUAGCAAAAGAGAAAGAACUUGGGAUUUAUAAGGAACACAAGCCAAAGAAAUCUGCAAAGAAACGGGAGCCAAUUCAAGCCAGCACAGCAGGAGAGGCAAUUGAAAAGAUGUUAGAACAGAAGAAAAUCUCAAGUAAAAUUAAUUAUAAUGUGCUAAGGGACCUGAACAGCAAAGGAAGUAACACACCAAAGAAAGAGGAUGACAGCACUGAUGACAGCACCAACACCAAGAAGCUGUCAAGAAGAAAAUCUGUUGCCAGUAGGAAUAUAGCCAACCCUGUAAACAGUGUGGGAAAAAG
Molecule: messenger RNA, 1235 nt
Organism: Antrostomus carolinensis (chuck-will's-widow)
Lineage: Eukaryota; Metazoa; Chordata; Aves; Caprimulgiformes; Caprimulgidae
Gene: BRF1
Product: BRF1 general transcription factor IIIB subunit
Exons: 10
Biological process (GO): transcription by RNA polymerase III; transcription preinitiation complex assembly; DNA-templated transcription initiation
Cellular component (GO): transcription preinitiation complex; transcription factor TFIIIB complex; nucleus
Molecular function (GO): RNA polymerase III type 3 promoter sequence-specific DNA binding; TBP-class protein binding; RNA polymerase III general transcription initiation factor activity
Source: RefSeq, a predicted model, not a curated record